This is a messenger RNA of Rodentolepis nana, 699 nucleotides long. The record is from the annotation of a GenBank genome assembly. Lineage: Eukaryota; Metazoa; Platyhelminthes; Cestoda; Cyclophyllidea; Hymenolepididae.
ACACUUCCAUGGGCCCGACCUGAUUCCAAAUCUCAGGUUACCGUGGAGUAUCGAAAGGAGAACGGGGCUUGCAUCCCGCUACGUGUUCAUACUGUAGUUGUUUCCAUACAACAUGAUCAAUAUGUUAGCUUGGAGCGUCUGCGUAGUGAAGUUAUGGAGCACGUUAUUCGUCAAAUCAUUCCCUCUGCUUUGCUUGACAAGGACACAAUCUAUCACAUCAAUCCUUCUGGGCGUUUUGUUAUUGGUGGCCCACAGUCAGAUGCUGGAUUGACCGGAAGAAAAAUAAUUGUUGACACCUAUGGUGGUUGGGGCGCUCACGGAGGAGGAGCAUUCUCAGGUAAGGACUGCUCAAAAGUCGACCGAUCUGCCGCCUACGCCGCUCGAUGGGUUGCUAAGUCACUUGUCAAGGCCGGUCUUUGUCGACGCGUCUUGGUUCAGCUCUCCUAUGCUAUAGGUAUUGCUGAACCACUUGCUGUUUAUGUCGACAGUUACGGAACUGGCAAGGUGCCUGAACACGAAUUGCUUCGAAUUGUUAAUGAAAACUUUGACCUCCGACCUGGUGCUAUAAUCAAGGAGUUGGGUUUGCAGUCACCAAUCUUCCAAAAAACCGCUGCAUACGGGCAUUUCGGGCGUAAGGAGUUUUCGUGGGAGAAACCCAAGGUUCUACGCAUCUACCCUCGUGAUGAGUUAGAUAAUUAA